AUGCCGCUUCCCGACACCAUGUUCUGCGCGCAGCAGAUCCACAUUCCCCCGGAAUUGCCUGACAUCCUGAAGCAGUUCACCAAGGCUGCCAUCCGCACCCAGCCCACCGACGUGCUGCAGUGGUCCGCGGGGUAUUUUUCAGCUCUGUCAAGAGGAGAUCCACUUCCUGUAAAGGAUAGAGUCGAGAUGCCUGUGGCAACCCAGAAAGUAGACACAGGCAUGACCCAGGGACUGCUGAAAGUCCUGCACAAGCAGUGUCGCCACAAGAAGUAUGUGGAAUUAGCAGAACUUGAGAAGAAGUGGAGAAAUCUGUGCCUGCCAAUGGAGAGACUGAGAGCUCUCCUAGUACUGGAUCAUUGUGAAACGGAAAUCGAGUGGAUAAAAUUUUUAGCAUUGGGAUGCAGUUCACUUGGUGGGUCGCUGAACACGGCCAUGAAGCACGUCUGCGAGAUCCUCACCCAGGACCCUGAGGGUGGGCCUGCACGGAUCCCAUUCGAGACUUUUUCCUUUGUCUACCGCUACUUGGCUGGGUUGGAUCCAGACAUCAUGGAGAUGGAUGUGGAAUCCUAUCUUAUGGGUUUAAAGGAAAGCGUAGACUCGAGAAAGAAUGGCUUGAUAGGACUUUCGGAUUUCUACGUUCCAAAGAAGAUAAUUUAGAAAACCUUGAAGAGAAAGCUCUGAAGACACAGGCUGUUAAUAC
Messenger RNA from Marmota flaviventris (yellow-bellied marmot), 700 nucleotides. NCBI's taxonomy places the organism in Eukaryota, Metazoa, Chordata, Mammalia, Rodentia, Sciuridae. The record is from RefSeq and is a predicted model, not a curated record.